GCCAGGCAAACAAGAACAACGCGCGCCAUGACCUGUCCGGACUGGGAACCCAGCCUUCUUCUUGCCGCGAAAGAAAGAAAGGAAAGGCAAAACGGUUCGGCUUCCGCGUCGGCAACAGCGACACCGCCAGCCGGACCACCAGCCCAACCUAUAAAUCUACGUCUCCGUCCCCUCGCCGCUCGCUCGCUCGCUCAUCACGCAACCAAUCGCGGACGCAGCAAGAAACCAGCGAUCCGAUCCACACUCGUUCAAUAUCUGCCGGCCGAUCAAGGAGAGAGAGGAGGCGGGCGAUGGCGCGGCGGGGCACGGAGGCGUUCCCGAGCCUGGGCGCGCACUGCGACGAGCCCGACUGCAACCAGCUCGACUUCCUGCCCUUCGACUGCGACGGCUGCGGCAAGGUCUUCUGCGCCGCGCACCGGACCUACCGGGACCACGGCUGCGCCAAGGCGGCGGACCAGGGCCGCACCGUCGUCGUCUGCCCGGACUGCGGCGACUCCAUCGAGAGGCUCGUCCCGGGGCAGGACGAGCGGGAGAUCCUGGCGGCGCACGCGCGGUCGCGGCGCUGCGACCCGGCCAAGAAUCGCAAGCCCCGGUGCCCCGCGCGCCGGUGCAAGGAGCAGCUCACCUUCUCCAACACCCACCACUGCAAGGGCUGCGCCCGGAAGGUGUGCCUCAAGCACAGGUUCCCGGCCGACCACGACUGCGCCGCCAGCGCACGCGCCGCGGCGGGGGCGGCGGCGGCGGCGGCGAGGAGGGCCGGCGGGGAGUGCGGCCGUGGCGCGCGGAAGGAAGGGAACGGCGGCGGCUGGGCGCUGCCGGCGUCCAUCCGGAGCCUCAAGAUCUUUUGAGGCCUGCCUGGGGGGAUGGGGCGUGCCAUUCUGUCACGUUGCAGCCACGUCUUCAGCAGCGAAAAAAACUGCUCGUCCAGAUGGGAUGCCGACCAUGCGGUCCACAUAUUCCAUAGUACUAUGUUCUUUUGAUUGAUGUAUAAACAUGGACAAAUUUGUGAUCUAAUAAAAUAUAAAAAAUACUAGUGAAUAUGUGCGUUGUGAUGAAAAACGUAAUAAUUCACUAUUUGAUCUUGAUUC
Sorghum bicolor (sorghum) is the source of this 1088-nucleotide messenger RNA. RefSeq names its product zinc finger AN1 domain-containing stress-associated protein 17. Gene Ontology annotation, molecular function: zinc ion binding. Gene Ontology annotation, cellular component: cytoplasm. Lineage: Eukaryota; Viridiplantae; Streptophyta; Magnoliopsida; Poales; Poaceae. The coding region runs from base 291 to 848 and encodes 185 amino acids. The record is from RefSeq and is a predicted model, not a curated record. The transcript has a single exon.